This is a messenger RNA of Ostrinia nubilalis (European corn borer), 5955 nucleotides long. RefSeq names its product transcription elongation regulator 1-like. The coding region runs from base 133 to 5955 and encodes 1940 amino acids. Gene Ontology annotation, cellular component: nucleus. Lineage: Eukaryota; Metazoa; Arthropoda; Insecta; Lepidoptera; Crambidae. The transcript has 40 exons. The record is from RefSeq and is a predicted model, not a curated record. Gene Ontology annotation, molecular function: RNA polymerase binding; transcription coregulator activity.
GCCGUCGCACGCCGCCAUUUUGCGUGAAAAUUUGAUAUUCCGCGGUAUUGAUGUGAUGUGAUUUUUCGCAAAAAACAAACUGAAUAGUGAUGAAGACUUAGUGAUUUGUGUUCAAGGAUUAUUUAGCUAACAAUGGGUGAGGAAUAUAUGGAAACGCAAACGGCGCAACCUACGUUGAACGAACUUGUACAGCAGCAGAGUAGGAGUAGUGAACUGAGUUUGACCGAGGCUGUGGAUCCUUCUAAAGAAUAUGGAGGAGAUAUGCUCGGUUUUGAGGAUGGUCCUUUCGACGAUGAAGACGUCAACAGCUUUAGAGGAAAUCGAGGACGAGGCAACUUCAGACGCGGCGGUAACAGAGGCCCACCACCAGCUUGGAUGAACGGGCCCCCGCCUCCGAUGCGGUUCCGCGGCCGCGGCUACGGGCCCGGCGGCCCCCCUAUGCGGGGCCGGGGCUUCUUCCGCGGCCGCGGCGGGCCCCGCUUCGGGCCGAACAACGGGCCGAACUACGACAACAACUGGGGGCCGAUGGGGCCGCCGCCGCCGGGCAUGAUGGGCGGCCCCCCUCCGUUUGGACCCCCGCCGGGGAUGAUGCCGCCGGGGGGGCCGAUGGGACCGCCUCCCAAUAUGAUGGGGCAGCCGCCUCCGUUUGGCGGUCCGCCCGGCAUGCCGCCGCCUAAUAUGCCCGCACCAGAAAUCUGGGUGGAGACCAAGAGCGAAGACGGCAAGUCUUACUACUACCACUCGCGGACGCGCGAGACCACCUGGACGCGGCCGCAAGAGGGGCCCGCGCUGAAGGUCGUCCCGCAGGCAGAGAUGGAGGCUAUGGUGCAGAGCAAGAGCGAAGACGGCAAGUCUUACUACUACCACUCGCGGACGCGCGAGACCACCUGGACGCGGCCGCAAGAGGGGCCCGCGCUGAAGGUCGUCCCGCAGGCAGAGAUGGAGGCUAUGGUGCAGAGCAAGAGCGAAGACGGCAAGUCUUACUACUACCACUCGCGGACGCGCGAGACCACCUGGACGCGGCCGCAAGAGGGGCCCGCGCUGAAGGUCGUCCCGCAGGCAGAGAUGGAGGCUAUGGUGCAGAGCAAGAGCGAAGACGGCAAGUCUUACUACUACCACUCGCGGACGCGCGAGACCACCUGGACGCGGCCGCAAGAGGGGCCCGCGCUGAAGGUCGUCCCGCAGGCAGAGAUGGAGGCUAUGGUGCAGAGCAAGAGCGAAGACGGCAAGUCUUACUACUACCACUCGCGGACGCGCGAGACCACCUGGACGCGGCCGCAAGAGGGGCCCGCGCUGAAGGUCGUCCCGCAGGCAGAGAUGGAGGCUAUGGUGCAGAGCAAGAGCGAAGACGGCAAGUCUUACUACUACCACUCGCGGACGCGCGAGACCACCUGGACGCGGCCGCAAGAGGGGCCCGCGCUGAAGGUCGUCCCGCAGGCAGAGAUGGAGGCUAUGGUGCAGAGCAAGAGCGAAGACGGCAAGUCUUACUACUACCACUCGCGGACGCGCGAGACCACCUGGACGCGGCCGCAAGAGGGGCCCGCGCUGAAGGUCGUCCCGCAGGCAGAGAUGGAGGCUAUGGUGCAGAGCAAGAGCGAAGACGGCAAGUCUUACUACUACCACUCGCGGACGCGCGAGACCACCUGGACGCGGCCGCAAGAGGGGCCCGCGCUGAAGGUCGUCCCGCAGGCAGAGAUGGAGGCUAUGGUGCAGAGCAAGAGCGAAGACGGCAAGUCUUACUACUACCACUCGCGGACGCGCGAGACCACCUGGACGCGGCCGCAAGAGGGGCCCGCGCUGAAGGUCGUCCCGCAGGCAGAGAUGGAGGCUAUGGUGCAGGCUGACACUACGUCCAAGUCCAACGAGAGCAAGAGCGAAGACGGCAAGUCUUACUACUACCACUCGCGGACGCGCGAGACCACCUGGACGCGGCCGCAAGAGGGGCCCGCGCUGAAGGUCGUCCCGCAGGCAGAGAUGGAGGCUAUGGUGCAGAGCAAGAGCGAAGACGGCAAGUCUUACUACUACCACUCGCGGACGCGCGAGACCACCUGGACGCGGCCGCAAGAGGGGCCCGCGCUGAAGGUCGUCCCGCAGGCAGAGAUGGAGGCUAUGGUGCAGAGCAAGAGCGAAGACGGCAAGUCUUACUACUACCACUCGCGGACGCGCGAGACCACCUGGACGCGGCCGCAAGAGGGGCCCGCGCUGAAGGUCGUCCCGCAGGCAGAGAUGGAGGCUAUGGUGCAGAGCAAGAGCGAAGACGGCAAGUCUUACUACUACCACUCGCGGACGCGCGAGACCACCUGGACGCGGCCGCAAGAGGGGCCCGCGCUGAAGGUCGUCCCGCAGGCAGAGAUGGAGGCUAUGGUGCAGGCUGGUCAAAUCCCCGGCGCCCAGAUGAAUCCCAACCAGAUGGCCAAUACCAACAUGAACAUGAUGCCGAAUGGCGUCAUGAACACAAACUUCAUGAACCAGCCGCCCCCAUGGAUUAAGGAGCAGGUGGACGCGGCUCUAGCGGCCAAGGAGAAGGAAGCAGCCAGCAGCGUCCUCGCCGCCGAAGCGGAUGAGAUGCCUCCUGGGGAGGCGGCGCCCGGUACUAUGCCGCCCGGCAGUAUGGUGAACUACGCAGCCAUGGCAAGCCAGCAGGCCAUGGGACAGCCACCCAUGGCAGGCCCACCGGCCAUGGCAGGACAACCGCCCAUGGGACAACCGCCCAUGGGAGCGCAAGCUAUGCCGGGACAGCAGUACGGCCAGCCCGGCUACCCAGGCUGGCCUGGAUGGGGCGCCUGGCCCCCGCCGCUAGGGCCCCCCGGGUCGUUGGCCCCCGCUGCCCAGACCGCCCCUGGCUGGCCCGGAUGGGGCGCCUGGCCCGGAUGGGGCGCCUGGCCCCCGCCGCUCGGGCCCCCCGGGUCGUUGGCCCCCGCUGCUCAGACCGCCCCUGGCGCGGCCACGCAAUUGCCGGCGGGCGGCGGUCUGCCGCCGCAGCUGGGCGUGCCGCCGGAAUUAACCGGCGAGGCACCGCCGCACAUGCCGCCGCCGCAUAAGGAGGAAGUGGUGAUCCCCACAAUCCCCCCGGAACUCAUAGCCUUAGCCGGGGAAUGGACGACGCACCGCGCGCCGGACGGCCGUCCCUACUACUUCAACAGCGACAAGCAGGAGAGCGUGUGGGAGAAGCCUCAGUGCAUGAAGGAUCUGGAAGAACUUCAAACCAAGAUCGCAUUGGCCAAGGGUGAGAGACCUCCAAGGAAGAAUAAGUUUGACCUCAACAUCGAUGAGAGUACACUAGAAGCGAUUCCGCCGCCAGUGAUAGACGUGGAUGCCCACGACGAAGCGGUGGCCGAAGCGGAGCGGAAAGCGGCAGCGGAGCGCGAGCGAGCGGAGAAGGAGCAAGCGGAGAAGGAGCGAGAGAGGGAGCGAGCGGAGCGGGAACGAGCGGAGAAGGAGAAAGCGGAGAAAGAAAAAGCGGAGAAAGAGAAAGCCGAUAAGGAAAAAGCGAAGCAAGAUAAGAGUCGGCCGAUAUCCAGUACGCCGAUCUCCGGCACGCCUUGGUGCGUGGUAUGGACCGGCGAUGGACGAGUGUUCUUCUACAACCCGACCGCGCAUUCGUCCGUGUGGGAGCGACCGCAGCAGCUGUUGGGAAGAGCCGACGUUGAUAAGGCGCUGGCACACCCGCCAGCCGCGCUGCAGACGCAGAAGAAGGAGGCCCAAGUGACAUCCACCACGAAGGCGGCCAAUGGCGAGCUGAAGCGGCCGCCUGACACGGACAGCGACGACACCGCUUCCCCGCCCAAGAAGAACAAGACGGACGACGGCAAGAAGGGCACCAUCGACGUGGGCAAGGACGCGGCCAUGGAGGCAGAAAUGCGAGCAGCCCGCGAGCGCGCCGUCGUGCCGCACGAGCAGCGCCUGCGCGCCUUCCUGCAGAUGCUGCACGAGAAGGACGUGUCCGCGUUCAGUGCCUGGGAGAAAGAGCUGCAUAAGAUCGUCUUCGACCCGCGCUAUCUCAUGCUCGACGCGAAGGAACGGCGGCAGGUGUUCGACCAAUACGUGCGCGACCGGGCCGAGGAGGAGCGCAAGGAGAUGAAGAACCGGCUGCAGCAGAAGAAGCUCGCCUUCCGCGCGCUUAUGGACGAAGCCAAGCUGCAGGCCAAAUCGUCAUUCAGCGAGUUCUCAUCAAAACACGGGCGCGACGACCGCUUCAAGGCGAUCGAGAAGCCGCGCGACCGGACGACCUACUUCAACGAGUACAUCGCCGAGCUGCGCAAGAAAGAGAAGGAGGAUAAGGAGAGGAAGAGAGAGCAGGUCAAGGUGGACUUCAUAGCGCUCCUCAAGGAGAAAGCGGUGGACCGCCACGCGCGGUACCCCGAGGUCAAGAAGAAGAUUGACAGCGACGCCCGGUAUAAGGCGGUGGAGAGCAGCUCCGUUAGAGAAGACUACUUCAGGGAGUAUUGCAAGCUGGUGAAGGAAGAGAGGAAGAAAGAGAAAGAUGGGAAAGAGAAGGCGGAGCGAGCCGACCGCAGCAGCAAGAAAGAGAAGAAAGACAAGGACCGCGACAAGGACAAGGAUAAGGAGCGAGCGAGCGACAAGGACGGCAAGAAAAAGAAGGAGAAGGCGGAGAAGCCGGACGCUACCGAAGAGGAGCGGAAACAGCCGACCCCGCCCCCCGACCAGUGGGCGGAGAUUUUAGGCAUUCCCGGGGAAGGCAAAGAAAAGGACAAAAAAUCCAAAAAGACACAGGAACCCGCCUCAGAAACCUCCGAGUCGACCCAAUCCAAAUGCACCACACCAGAGAAAGAACUUUCACCAAAACAACUGAGAUCCUCCAAAAAAGAACAACCCACCCCAGAGAAGAAAUCGCCGAUAAAAUCUCCGCCCAAGAAACGGAGACUGGAGGAAUUCAUAUCGCCAGAGCCGGAAGAACCAAAAAAGCCUAAGAAGAAAGCGGAGAAGAAGAAGGUUGACAAAACGGAGAAGACGGAGAAGCGGAAACGGAAGAAGAGUGAGAAAGAAUACUUAUACAUGCAAAAGGAAGCCCCAGCCGAGACGACAGAGGAGCCCGAUCCAGAGGCAGAGGGAACGAAAGAAGAGGACGCGGCCGCGAGAGAGAAGGAGGCGCGAGCUCAGGCCUCCAUUAAGGAGAGGGAGAGAGAGGUGCAGCGAGCCCUCGCUACGAGCUUACGAGACAGGGACAAGGAGCGGCAGUAUCACAAGCGGGACGAGGCUGUGCAGACAGAUGGCAGGUCUGUAGAGAAGGAGGCGCGAGCUCAGGCCUCCAUCAAGGAGAGGGAGAGAGAGGUUCAACGAGCGCUUGCGACCAGUCUGCGGGACAGGGACAAGGAGCGCCAGUAUCACAAGCGGGACGAGGCUGUGCAGCAUUUCAACGCUCUGCUAGCAGACCUGGUCCGCAACCCCGACCUGUCGUGGCGGGAGGCGAAGAAACAGCUGCGUAAGGACCACCGGUACAGCCUCGCUGAACUGCUGACCAAGGAAGACAAGGAGCGCCUCUUCAGCCAGCACACAGCAGCGCUGGCGAGCAAGCGUCGCGACAAGCUGCGCGCUCUACUCAACGAACUAAACGUGUCGUGCACGGCGCACUGGCGGGACGUCAAGACGCAGUUGCAGGAAAACCCUGCUGCGCCGGUCUACUCGGCUGCUUCACAGAUGGAGCGAGAAUUCCGCGAUUACCAGCGCGACAAGCAAAGCGCGGCCAAGACGGCGCUCAGACAACUUCUACUGGAGACGCGAUCGCUCACGCACAAGUCGCACGCCGCCGUGCGCGAGGCAGGAUCUAUGCAGCACGUGCACGACGCGCUCAGGCACGACGCCAGGUACACAGCGCUGGACCACAUUCCGGACGAGCGGACCGCCAUGAUCACGAGCUACCUGGAGGAGCUGGAGAAGAAGGGCCCGCCGCCGCCGCCCACCGCCACCGAGCCCAGCCGCCGCGCCAAGCAGUGA